This is a messenger RNA of Schistosoma spindalis, 555 nucleotides long. Lineage: Eukaryota; Metazoa; Platyhelminthes; Trematoda; Strigeidida; Schistosomatidae. The record is from the annotation of a GenBank genome assembly.
AUGUCGAAACGCUCUGGCUUAGGUGUGAUCACUAGCGAAGAGUUAUCAAAACCUUUAAAAUUGUCAAAGCCAUCUUUGGAUAGUGAUGAAGAAGACUAUAACGAUAAAGAUUGUUUCCGAUUACAUGAAGCAGAUAUAGAUGGUCAGGAAGCUACGACUUUAGAGUAUGAUGAUGAAGUUAAAAUAACUCCAUUUAACAUGAAAGAAGAGCUUGAGGAAGACGGACACUUCGAUUCUGCAGGCACUUUCAUUUUCAAGAAACAAGUUGAUGCUCGUGAUAAUUGGUUAGAAGAUAUUAAUUGGCUAGAAGUCAAGAAAAACCAGGAAAAGAAUUCAUUGAAAGACACAUCGAUAAGCGAUGAACUAGGCGGGAAAGUGCUAAGUAAAGAGGAGAAACUUGCUUUAUACCAAGAACUCUUAUCUUAUUUGCAACCUUCUGAAACCGUUCUGCGCAGUAUCAGACGUAUGGGUGCCUGUUCAGAUGCUAAGAAGUCCGCUUCAGCCAGCCAACGCUGGCUACGAAAUAAAAAUCCGAAAACUGAGACUCAGACGUAA